Messenger RNA from Miscanthus lutarioriparius, 1482 nucleotides. The record is from the annotation of a GenBank genome assembly. Lineage: Eukaryota; Viridiplantae; Streptophyta; Magnoliopsida; Poales; Poaceae.
AUGUCAAAAGCUGAUUUCAUCCUUACGGAAUCUGCAGAAGUUCCAGGGUCUGGUGGUUCUAACUGGACUGACCAGGAGACAUUGCUUCUUUUGGAAGCGUUAGAAAUUUUCAAAGGAAAAGAAUGGGGUGAGAUUGCUGAGCAUGUUGCUACAAAAACAAAAGAACAGUGCAUGUUAUACUUCCUUCAAAUGCCAAUUUCUGAACCAUUUCUAGAUGGUGAAGAUUUCAAUGAAACACCCCAGAAGAUCACAGAACAGGAUUCAGAAAUUGGUCCUUCUGAUGUACCUGACGAAAUGGAUGUAGAUGGCAAUGCAGAAGGAAAAGAGAGCACUGAUGAAAAAGCUUACAAGAAAGCAAAUUCUAUUUCUUCAGAAACAAGAACAAAAUUAGCUGACCAAAAUGUUUCUGCGAAAGAGGAUACCAUGGAUGCAGUUGACCACUUUCUGGGCCAAGAGGACUUGGGUUCAUUUGCUGAAGCGGGAAAUCCUGUGAUGGCACUAGCUGCAUUUUUGUCUUCUCUUGUGGAACAUGAUGAUGCUGUUUCUUCAUGCCAUAGUUCGUUGAGAGCUAUAUCAGAGAUAUCUCCCGCUCUCCAACUGGCAACUGAGCACUGUUUUAUUCUUCCAGAUCCACCAAGUGACCUUAAAGAUCCAACUUCCACUUUCAGCGCUUGCACAGGCAGUGAGUGCCAAGAAGGUGCUGAUACUACUCAAAAUAAAGAGCACCUGGAAUUAUCUGACACAAAGGAAAGAGGUCCUGAGGCAGAGGCCAAAUCCAACAGCACAAAGGAUUCUGAUAAUCCAAUUGCUAAGGUGGACAGUAGUGUAGCAUCUGAUAAGAUAAGAGAUGGGUGUAAUGCUAAUGCCAUUUCAUGUUCUGCUACUUCAAAUAGUGCAACUGAACCUAGUUCCAUACCUUCCCAAGAAGCCAGUGCAGCAAGUACAAAGGACACAACUAACCCUGGACAAGUUGAAGGGGACAAACCAAGUUCUGAGGAAUUACCAGCUGAUGUUUCACCUUCACAAGGGAAGAUAGAGCCCAAGAAGAUUGAACAUGCACCUGCUGCCUCAUCUAGUGUACAACAGCGUGAGCGCAAACAAGCUGGAAAUGGCAACACUGAAGAACCUAAAAGCAAUGAAAACAUUGCGUCCGAUGAUGAUCCCAUAAUAAGGCUACAGCGAGCAGCUGGUACUGCCAUUUCAGCAGCUGCAGUGAAGUCUAAGUUUCUUGCGGAGCAGGAGGGUUAUAUUCGGCAACUAGCUGCAGUUGUGAUCGAAAAGCAGUUUCAGAAGAUAGAAACAAAAAUGUCGUUUCUCACCGACGUUGAAAACUUGGUCUUACGAUCGAGAGAAUCAACAGAGAGGAUGCGGAAGAAGCUUAUGUUGGAGCAGAGCAUGAUAAUUGCUUCUCGAAUGGGUGCGGCCGCUGCUGCCGCUUCCAGAACAAACCAGCAGGGGGCUCGGGGGCUCGACUCCCAGUAG